Glossina fuscipes is the source of this 738-nucleotide messenger RNA. RefSeq lists its product as uncharacterized. Bases 16 to 723 code for a protein of 235 amino acids. The transcript is spliced from 3 exons. NCBI's taxonomy places the organism in Eukaryota, Metazoa, Arthropoda, Insecta, Diptera, Glossinidae. The record is from RefSeq and is a predicted model, not a curated record.
AGCAGCAAAACGGAAAUGUUGAGUGCUUGGCUCGAUUUACUUCGUCUUAAAUUUAUUUCUGAUUACUCUUUUGACAAGUAUAACCACAAAAAAAUGUCCGAAGAAACAUAUGAAUUUCAAUGCAUGCGAGCAGAAUUACUGGGUUUGGAGAAGCCUAGUUUAGAAGAGUUCGAAAGGAACCGGGAAGAGCGUUUAAAGCAACAGCAAGAAGAAUUGGAUGCUGCCGAGGCGCAACUUUUAGAGGAGCAAGACGAAACUCUGAAUAAUACGGGGGGUAAAUUGGAUGAACUUAACACUAUUUUGUCGUCGACACAGCAGAAAUUGAACCGUUUCAAGCAAACUGCUUGCACUAGUUUAUCAAAUAUAUUUAGCAGAAGUGGAUCCUUGCAGACGGACGCAGUCAAUCCCGGCAAAGAGGAAUCUGAAACAAAUCCAUCAACUUCCGGAGCAAAUACCCGACGAAAUACUACGGCGUGCACUUCAAAUAUAAAUCCAACAUCGAAUAUAACUGAUCAGGGUGAUAACGAAAUGUUGGACCCUGAACAACAACAUCAACCAGGCGAACCGGUUAUACCAAUUGAAAAGAUACGCGCCGCCAAAGAUGAUGUGCAAAAGAAAAUGACUUCUCAUCUUCACAAAUUGGAUUCGUUAAUCAAUAAAGCCGAUCAAGCAGAAAUUUCGAUGGCCGAACAAACAAAGCAAAUGCGUAAAAUGACUAAAUAAUUUCGAAAUGCUAAA